CUUAAUACUCCAUCACAUUCUUCAAAACGUCCAACGCCUCUCGCACAACCCUGUGGCCGGAGCGGGUCGGCCGCCCUCCUGCUAGCGGUGGCAAAUAGUAGAGAGCUUCGGGAGCAACGCACUUCUGUACGUCCUUCUUUCUAAGAAUCAGGAUGCAUCUUCUCCACUGUUACUGGGAUGAAUCAUCUAGCCCCAGCACCAUCUCCAUAUCCCUGCGAGCAGGCAUCGUUCCCGUCCCCCAGUACGCCAUCCUCUCCCAUCGAUGGGCGGCAAAUCCCGACGACGAAGUCACCUUCGAAGACAUGACCUUUCGCCCUGGUAUUGCGAGGACCAAGAGAGGCUAUGAGAAGAUUAGAGGGUGCUGCGUCCAAGCACUGCGGGACGGUUACAGCUGGGUGUGGAUCGACACGUGCUGCAUCGACAAGCGGAGCAGUGCCGAGUUGUCAGAGGCGAUAAACUCCAUGUACAACUGGUAUGAGAAGUCCGAGACAUGUUAUGCGUACCUGGAGGAUGUCUGUAGCCUGGAUGGCCCAAGUCCCCUCCGAGAGAGCACUUGGUUUAAGCGGGGCUGGACACUGCAGGAGCUGAUUGCUCCUGCGGAGGUAGAAUUUUUUUCUAGGGACUGGAACCGAAUUGGGACCAAGACAGAACUGGCUCCUCUUCUCGCCAAUGUCUCCAGGGUGGCACAGGAUGCCCUUACGGACGGCAUCCAUGUGUAUCAGGCGAGCCUCGCUGAGAAGAUGUCUUGGGCAGCGGGCAGGGAAACUACGAAAGAGGAGGACAGGGCAUACUCACUCAUGGGGAUCUUCGGCGUCAGCAUGCCUACAUUGUACGGCGAGGGAUUCCGCGCUUUUACGAGACUCCAGCAGGAGAUUUUGCGGACGACCAAUGAUCACAGCAUCUUCACCUGGCAAAGGAAGAGCCUGGCCGCCGGAUUACUGGCCGAGUCGCCGGAUGAGUUCGUGCACUCCUCAGAGUGGCUUCCUCUGGACUACCAAAACUUCGUCGACACUUUCGGCAUUUCCAACCCAAAACCCGACUUUACCACGACAAACUUUGGGCUUCACAUCCAACUACCCUUAGCACCGAUUCCUGGAUUCGAAGGCUAUUACCUUGCUUUUCUGGCGUGCACAAGGUCGUUUGAUGACAUUAGUGGUCCUCGCAUGGACUUAGACUCAUGGCCUGCGAUAAUCUUGCGCCGAUCGCCUGGUGGCUUUCCAAGACAGUUCAUGAGAACCAGCUUCCAAAAUCAGAUGAUCACAUAUGCUAGGCUCGCUGACAACGAGGGCUACGAUACCGAACCAAUUUGGAUAUCCUUGGCGGACGAUAUCUCACCACUAGUUUGGAAGGCCUCCAGUGAAGAACUGUCUACUCACCUGCUAUCUCCGGUUUCGGAAGCUACGAACGGAGAUACAGUUACUCUCAUCAUGGAAAGACGCCAUCGGCAUAUCAACAUCGUUGAUGCAUAUCCCCACGACAUGUUCUCGCAUGGAAACGAAGUCCGGCUGGGGAUGUCGAGGACUGCGGCCAAUUCUCUUGGGGUUUUGAUUGCUCGAAAUGAGAGAGGCAGAAGUUAUCUUGCAGUUGUUUUCUUCACUCGUCCUCCUUUCGUGUGUGUUGGGCUUAGUCUCACUCUCGGGCACGAAAACGCGGAUAGAGCCUACCGAACCAUUCUCACCCAAGAGAUUACCCUCAUCGGACUUAUUGCGAUCCCUUUGAAAGGCCCGGACGAAACCUCUAUGUAUGUGGGGCGUUACUUUGUGUCAAUGGAAUGUGUGAAUGCGGGGGAUCUCAUCUACCGUUUCACCAUCGGUCCUGGUCGUCACGAUAGAGAAUUCCGUAGGGGCAUCUGUAGCGGAGAGUCUAUCCAACUUAAUAGUGAGAUGUCGGUCUUUCUUGGGAAGGAUUUAUGAGGGCUGCGAUGGACCGAGAAGGUUUUCCUAUGGAUGGUAUUAAGGUUUUCGUUAGUAUCCAAAAGAGAUGUCUAGCGCCAUAAUGGAGCUUUGCUUACGGAACCUUCCUGAUAAUUGUAGGAUAUCAGUGGAUCUGGACUAGGUUCCCGUUGAAUGAAUAGCUGAUGAAACCUUC
Messenger RNA from Trematosphaeria pertusa, 2088 nucleotides. RefSeq names its product HET-domain-containing protein. Lineage: Eukaryota; Fungi; Ascomycota; Dothideomycetes; Pleosporales; Trematosphaeriaceae. The record is from RefSeq and is a predicted model, not a curated record. The coding region runs from base 153 to 1913 and encodes 586 amino acids. The transcript has a single exon.